Messenger RNA from Vigna unguiculata (cowpea), 735 nucleotides. RefSeq names its product signal peptidase complex subunit 3B-like. The record is from RefSeq and is a predicted model, not a curated record. Gene Ontology annotation, cellular component: membrane; signal peptidase complex. Gene Ontology annotation, biological process: protein targeting to ER. NCBI's taxonomy places the organism in Eukaryota, Viridiplantae, Streptophyta, Magnoliopsida, Fabales, Fabaceae.
CCCGUUCCUUGCCUACACAGUGACACACUCACAGAGACAGCAUCAACUCUUCUCUCUCUGAGAGUCGGGCUGCAAAGUGAAAAUGCAUUCAGUGGGGUAUCGAGCGAACGCAUUGCUGACCUUCGCCGUCACCAUUCUGGCUCUUAUGUGCGGCAUGGCCUCUCUCUCCGACAACUUCAAUUCCCCCUCUCCCUCCGCCCAUGUCCAGGUCUUGAACAUCAACUGGUUUCAGAAACAGCCCAACGCCAAUGACGAGGUCAGCAUGACAUUGAAUAUAUCAGCAGAUUUGCAGUCCCUUUUUACAUGGAACACAAAACAGGUUUUUGUUUUUCUUGCUGCCGAGUAUGAAACUCCUAAGCAUUCCUUGAAUCAGAUAUCUUUAUGGGAUGGUAUCAUACCCUCUAAAGAGCAUGCUAAGUUUUGGAUUCAUACAUCAAAUAAGUACCGCUUCAUUGACCAGGGAAGCAAUUUGCGCGGCAAAGAAUAUAACCUGACUAUUCAUUGGCAUGUUAUGCCUAAGACUGGCAAAAUGUUUGCAGAUAAAAUAGUCAUGCCAGGUUUCAGAUUGCCAGAGGAAUAUAGAUGAUGUCUUGUAAUGUUAAUUCUCUAGCUGUAACUGUAACCUUUUCUAUGUCGAUGAUUAGUUCAAAGAAACUAGAAUUAUGGAGAUUGUGUUUUGGAAAGUGAAAUCAAUAGCGUUUGAAUGAAUACCUAAACAUUAGAAGUUUGAUUUUA